AUGAGCGUACUCGGCAAUUUUACGUGGAAGACUAUUGGAAAGGACCCAGCUCUGCUGAGUCGACUUUCUUCCGCGCCAGUCGCCAAUGGCGAGAUGUCCGGUCCCGCGUCAUCGUCUUCAUCCCCAGACCUGGGUGCCGAGCUCUUACCUGCUGAAGACGACGAGAUGGGGCAUCACCUCGGCCAGGACGUCGAGAUGCAGGAUGCGCCCCAAACUUGGGAUCCCACCGUAGCUUUCGCUUCGAACCCCGGCGCUCAGGGUCUAUCCCUCAAAGACAGGUUUUCAGGGCUAGCCAAUGGGACAAAGGCGAGCACGGCCCCAGUACCACGAGUCUCGUCUACGAAGAUGGUGGCCCCCGCCCAGCCUGUCGCUUCUACUUCUACCCGACCGGCAGGGAGCAACCCGCUUCCGACAACCGUUACCCGAACCCCAGGGAUCGCACCCCAAACUUCUGCGACCAAACCAGCAGGCAACCCGUCUUCUGUUGCUCCUAAACCUUCACGCAACCCGCCUCCGGCAAACGCUGCUGUCGUCCCAGGACCUUCCGCUCGCAAUUCUGCACCGUCAACCUCACGUUCCACCCCCACUCUUAACCCCUCCUCUUCCCAACAAAUCAUGUCUAGUGCAAAUGGCGGAGAGCAAGAGCCAGACAACCUCGCUGCACUCCGCUCCAUCUUCUCCUCGAUCCCACCUGUUGAUUUCCCUAAUGUUCAGGGGAUGGGACGAUCGCUACAGGCUCUCAAACAGGAUACAGUUUCGACAGCUACAGCUGCCCAGAAGGCGGCGGAGUUGGCCCAGCAGGCCAUCACGUUUGCCCAAGAAUCUUUUCAGAACGCGAAAGCGUGCAUCGCCUCGACCGAGUCCCUCCAAACCAGGUACAAAGAACUCGCGCUCGCUUUGGAGGAGCUAUCCAAGGAGAACGUGUCGAAAAAGCGCAAGUGGGAUGAGGCACUCAAAGGUGCCAUCAGCGCCGGUGAGGAGUGGAUCGCCAAACGGCUGAAGGAGGACGAGCAACGUGAUGGCGCCCAAGAAGCGCUGUUGAAGGAAAAGGCGAAGCUCGAGGCCGAGGUUCGCCGCUUGAAGGCUCGACAAGCUCUUCCCCUCGACAGUCCCGAGUUCAUGUCGCAAAUCGACGCCAUGUUGGAUCGCAAGUUGGCGGAGAAAAUGUCACAAGGUCCCAGUCAAACGACGACACCUCAGCGGGCGAGCCCUCAGGUCCAGGUCGAACAACCGAUGCAGCCGGCUAUGAAUCAACAGCCUCCCGCCCAGCCCACUAGACCGCAACCGCCCGCCAUCUCUGUCGAUAUACACCGUGCGCAAGCAAGCAUGGCGCAACCCAUGCGGCACACUGGUAUUCCGAUUGACCAACAGAGUGAAUCCCUUCUCAUGCAGCACUGCAACAAUAAUCCCCAGGUCGCCGCUCAAGUAAAGCGAGCCGUGGAGAAGGAGCUCGAACGCCGCACUCAGUCCCUGUCUCCCACCGAAACGACCUUCACGUUUAAUCAGCAACAACCGCCCUCCGGAUCUUCCAACGCACAGAAUGCCCAACGUCAAGAAGCUGCUUUGCGCGAAAAGCUCAAGGUCAGAACGCAAGGCGCUGAUCGUCACGAUAACAGGAGCAUGCCUCCUUCGACCUCGGUCUCUCCUACCGAGAUGCAGCAUCCUCGAUCUAACUCGGGGCAAUCCUCUCAAAAGCCGCCAGUGGACACCGGAAGUUCUCGUUCGGUAUCUAGCAACGUCGCCCUUGCAACAAGACCUCACGGGCUUCCACCGAAACCAGCGACGGCUCUGCCCAACGGCGCUCAAAAUGGCGUGGCUCCUCAGCUCCCUUCCCCUCCCAACUCAUCUUUCGACGAGAAUAACCCACCGACUGCCAAUGGGGCCACUCGAGAUCCUCGUUUAACUGCCCCCUCCGUUUCCCGACCCGCAUCCCCCACCAACUCGUCGAAACCGCUUAGCAAACGCAGCAAACGAGUCGCGAAGAAGAAAUCUCAGGAAUGGGAAUCAGACUCAUCCCAAAUGACCAUUAACCGACAUGGCUCUGAUGGCGGAAACUUGGAUAUCACCCAGCCGCCACAACCCCCAGCUUUCGUACAGUUAAUCAAUACGAGGAAUGUGCCUAUUGGUGCGGUUGAAGCACCGGCUCAGGUUCAGGCUCAAGUGCAGCAAGUUGCCGACGUCAAGCCUUUUAUCAAGGAAGAACCUGUCGAGGUGAAACUUGAUCUGAGUGCUCCUGCACAACGGCCUGCCAAAGCUUCCGCACAGACGCAACCAAAGAACGCGGUUUCCGUUCAGCCUUCGGCUCAGUCUCAGUCUUCGUCAUCUCAAAAUGGAUCGACCAGGCAGGUUGCUCCUCCUCCCCUCCCCUCUCGAGCAUUUCCUCCCAGCGUAUCACAGCCCCUAGCUACACCACAUGAGCAAGCUCCCACCCACGUCAAUCCCCCGCCGUUCAUGGCGAGCGCUCCUGCUCCUGCGUCCACCCAGGUGUCUCGCCCGCCACCAACAGGCCCUUCUUCUAGGCCACCACCCAGCCGACCGAGUGGCCGCUCUCGACCAGGUUCACCUUCAGGUCGUCGACCCGAACCUCGUCGCAGAAUGGAUUCCUACGUUCCUCCCCCCUAUCCUUCCUCAAGUUACCGUGGUCGAUCUCCAUCCCCUCGUGGCUCCAGCGACUACUACCGAAGUCGCCCUCGCCACGACCACUAUUCACCUUCUCCGCCACGAUCCCCACCGUUCCGACGCUCUCGAUCACAGCAACGAUCUCCGCCUCCUUCAGAUUCUAGCAUCGGCAGGAAAAGGCCUUACGAAUCGAAUGAAUCGUCCUCAUCCAACAAGCGCCGUCAAUGGCAAUCUGGUUCGAUAGAGCGUCUUUCCGGGGGCGUUGACGCGUAUGAUCCUGCCAACCUCCCCCCUCGAGCGCCUUAUCGCAACGGUAGCGUGAAUCCCCCUCGCCACCCUGCAUCCCACGACGACAGACGGGAUGAUGCUGACGGUUCGUCCAAACCUUCGCUCCUCUCCCGUUUAGAAACCGAAACCGAGGAGCUCCAAACGCAGCAGCAGCAGCAGCAGCAUCCAAGUAUCAUAGAACGUAUUGAACGUCCUCCCCAGGAACAAGUCGUGGACUAUGACGGCGAUGAGGAGCCAGCUCCUUAUGACUAUUAUGUGCGCUCGGGUUCGAACGACAGUGAAGCAGAAAGGAUUUCUCUCGGACAACGACUGACAGAUGCACCUCCUACUCGUGGUGGUCGUGGGGGUGGCCGGGGAAGGGGCCGUGGAGGUGGAAGAGGUGGACGUGGUUCGGGAGGGUUGAGGAAUCGCAUUUCCUCUCCAAACGAAUAUUCGUGA
This is a messenger RNA of Coprinopsis cinerea okayama7#130, 3345 nucleotides long. RefSeq lists its product as hypothetical. Lineage: Eukaryota; Fungi; Basidiomycota; Agaricomycetes; Agaricales; Psathyrellaceae. The record is from RefSeq and is a predicted model, not a curated record. Bases 1 to 3345 code for a protein of 1114 amino acids. The transcript has a single exon.